Messenger RNA from Trichoderma aggressivum f. europaeum, 621 nucleotides. RefSeq lists its product as uncharacterized. The record is from RefSeq and is a predicted model, not a curated record. Gene Ontology annotation, cellular component: cytoplasm. The transcript has 3 exons. Gene Ontology annotation, molecular function: poly(A) binding. The coding region runs from base 1 to 621 and encodes 206 amino acids. Lineage: Eukaryota; Fungi; Ascomycota; Sordariomycetes; Hypocreales; Hypocreaceae.
AUGUCGGACGCAGACAAGCCUGAGGGCAUCCCCGAGGGGGAGCGUGAGCCGGAGCACGAGACUGCGGCCAGUGAAGAGGAGGAGAUUCUGGCGAUGAAGCGCCGAGUUGCUGAGAUGGAGGAAGAAGCCAAGAAGCUCCGCGAGAUGCAGGCGACGCUGGAGCAGCAGUCUGCUGAUCUCGCCGACGACAAGGAGUCUGUGGACGCGCGCAGCAUCUUUGUGGGCAACGUCGAUUACUCUGCCUCCCCCGAGGAGGUCCAGGCGCACUUCCAGAGCUGCGGUUCCAUCAACCGAGUCACUAUUCUCCUGGACAAGUUCACCGGACAGCCCAAGGGUGGCGCCCUUUUCCCCUUCUAUAGCUACGCCUAUGUCGAGUUUACCGAACCUAGCUUGGUGGCCCAAGCCCUCGUCCUGAACGAGAGCGUCUUCAAAGGACGCAACAUCAAGGUCACUCCCAAGCGCACCAAUAUCCCUGGCAUGAGCCGCGGCCGUGGAAGAGGAGGCUUCCGCGGCGGUGGUCGGGGAGGCUUCCAUGGACGCGGAGGAGGUGGUGGAUUCCCCCGCGGCGGCGGCUACCGUGGCGGUUACCGGGGCCGUGGACGAGGCUACGCCCCUUACUAG